CCUCAAGUUUGCAGCUCACCUAUAGAUGCCAUCACGGCCCCAGAUAUAGACUGGCGAGACUUGCCAGCCCGACACAAGGAUGUCCUCUCACUACACGACCGAACCUCCGCCAACAGCAUCCGUCCUCCUCCAUACCACCGCAGGCCCUCUUACAAUCUCCCUUUUCGCAAAUCAGACUCCUCUAACAUGUCGCAACUUUCUACAACAUGUACUCGACGAAGGCUACAACAACAACAUCUUCCACCGCGUCGUACCUGGCUUCGUCAUCCAGACCGGUGACGCAAGCGGAACCGGGGAGGGCGGACACAAUAUCUACGAGGAUCGGGAAUUCGAACGCUAUGACGAAGACUGGGCGAGGGUCAUGGGCCGGGAGAAGGACGAAAAGAUCAGUUUCGGUGACGAGAUACACAGCAGGUUAAAGUUCAACCGGAGAGGCCUGGUCGGCAUGGCCAAAGGCACUGGCCCAGGAGGAGGCUACGGCAGCCAGUUCUUCAUCACGCUGGGAGAUUGCAGAGCCGAGCUCGACGGGAAAUGCACAAUGUUUGGACGGGUCGAAGGCGACGGUAUCUACAACAUUGUCAAGAUCGCCGAGGGCGAGCUGGCCGAAGGAACGGAGAGACCAAUAUAUCCCGAGAAAAUUCUCAGGGUCGAAAUCCUCGAAAUGCCCAAGGGAGACGCCUGGCAGAAGAUGCGCAAAAGAGUCAAAGUCGCCGAACGUGUCGUCGAUGCUGUACCGAAGAAGAAGGCCCCGAAAAAGAAGGGCGGGAAGACCUUACUCAGCUUUGGUGGUGACGAAGGCGAGGACGACGCCGGCGAGGUCGCCGUCCGACCAAAGAAAGCCAAAUUCAAUCCUGCGUUGAUCGAUGCAGGCGAUGCACAGGACUCUGCGCCGCAGAAGAACGGCACCAUCCCUAAUAAGCCCUCGGCGCCUUCUUCAAAGCCAAAGCGAUCACCAUCACCAUCAGCAUUACAAUCCAUACCACAAAAGCGGAAGGCGAGUCCACAGUCAUCCGCCAAAUCUCCAUCCCCAGUCCAGCGUCGUAAGCCAUCCUUCCACGACCCGACGGCCCAACUACCUCUCCGCGACCCGGAAUCACCAUCCCGGUCCCCAACACCCGCCGAAGAGGAACAACCCACCAACAAAUCCAAAACGUCCUCUUCUGCUCUACAAGCCGAGAUCGCCGCCCUCAAAGCAUCCAUGCGACGCAACGUGACAACCAACACCACCGAUACAAACCACAAGAUCUCCGCGCUCGAGGCACUCAUCCCGACGACCAGCACACGAGGCCGCAAACGUCCCCGACCCGGCGAGUCCACAGCGCAGGACGACGCGCGCGCACUGAAAAUGCUCAACGCCUUCAAAGCCCGUCUGGAAUCUUCUGACACCAGCAACAAACCAUCGCAAAACAAACCACACAACACCCAGAAAUCCCAUGACGACACACUAAAUUCGAAGCCGACGCAAUCGCAACCCCAACCCGCGGCAGCAGCCGACAUCGACGAAGAAGCCACCCUAUGCGACCUCCAUUUCAUAGCGAACUGCCAGUCUUGUUCGAAAUGGGACGAGGACGGCGCGAAUCCAGACGCCGCUGCCGAAUCCGACGACGACAAGGAGUGGUUCAACCAUACUCUAUCCUUCGCGAAGGACCGGCUUGGCAAGGACUUGACGUGGAAGAGGAAGAACGAAGAAGAACUCGUCGUCAUCGACCCUCGCGAACGUGAGAAGGAGCUGAAAUCCGAGAAACGGCGAGAUCGCGAUAGAAAUCGUGACAAUCGCGACAAAGAUAAAGGAAAAUCCAGGGAGGGUCGGUGGUGAACCAGCCAGGACAUGAAAUCAUCUGCACUGCACUGCAUUGCACGUCCCAAUGUCAAAUGAUAG
Exophiala xenobiotica is the source of this 1879-nucleotide messenger RNA. RefSeq lists its product as uncharacterized. The transcript has a single exon. The coding region runs from base 80 to 1816 and encodes 578 amino acids. Gene Ontology annotation, cellular component: catalytic step 2 spliceosome. The record is from RefSeq and is a predicted model, not a curated record. Gene Ontology annotation, biological process: protein peptidyl-prolyl isomerization; protein folding. Gene Ontology annotation, molecular function: peptidyl-prolyl cis-trans isomerase activity. Lineage: Eukaryota; Fungi; Ascomycota; Eurotiomycetes; Chaetothyriales; Herpotrichiellaceae.